AUGUCUACACAACCUGAUCCUUAUAAAAUCCUUGGUGUCGCCAAGGAUGCUCAGUUACCCGAAAUUCGAUCCGCGCACCGAAAGCUCGUCCUCAAGUGCCAUCCCGACAAAGUUCAGGACCCAACAUUAAAGGCUCAGAAGCAGGACGAGUUUCAGCGUGUCCAAACCGCAUAUGAACUACUGGCCGAUGAGAAGGAGCGGAAACGCUACGACGAUCAGACCAGACUCGCCGAAUUGCGAGAGCAGAUGCGAGCCAAGGCAGCUGCAAGUGCAUCAAGUCGUCAGACAGCCGCAGCCGCAAGCCCCUCAUCAAGUAGACCUACACCUACAUCCGCAUAUAAAUAUGAAAUCCACACACCUGAGCGAAGUUAUAAGUCUCCCCGACAGCCUUCACCUGGCCCCAGGGGAUACGCUUCAUAUUCACGUUCUUACGAGGAUGAUCAUCGCCCUGCUGAUCUAUUUGAGGGAGUCCGAACUGUGAGGAGAGAGAAGUCCUACCAGGACAAGACUUCUUCAAGACGUGAAGAGAGGGAGAGAGAGGAGAGAGAACGAGAAAGGGAGUACGCACGGGAGCUGCGUGAGCGAGAGAAGGAAAAGGAACUCGAGCGGCAACGAAGAAAAAAGGCCGACGACGCCAUUCGACGUGCCGAGAAGGAAGCCAAGGAGGCCGCUAAAGAAGCCCGACGCGCCGAGAAGAAGACCCGCGAUAAGUCACGCAAGCGGGAAACGGAGAGCAAGAAGUCAAAACCUUAUAUCGAGACCUUUGAUGGCGAGUCCGCCUCAAAGUCCGACAAGAAGAAGUCGAGCAAGAAGCACGACGAGAGACGCGAGCGAGAUCGAUCAACGCACCGUGAGGAGGUUGUUCCUCCCGCUACCAGCUCAAUGCCCCCGCCUCCCAUUCCUCCUCAGUAUCAGUCUGUCGAAUAUCAGAGCAAGGCCGAUGCUGCGAUGAACUACAUCCAGGCCUCCCGAAGCAAGGUCCCAGCAGCUUUCGCUCGCCACGUCCAACCUCCUGCGCCCACUCCACCUCCUGUGGGCUCGCCAUUCGCCGCCCCUGCCGAAGACGACGACGCUCGCCGAUCAUCUGCCAAGCCUCGACGUAACUCAGCUGGCGACAAGACUUACAACAAGCCUGAGGUUGUCGAUGACCCCCUUGAGGCUACUCCUCCCACCGCUCGCCCUCACAUGCACAAGUCAGCUACAGCAACUGGUGUGCCUGGGAGCUCUCCUCCCCGACGCGAUCUUCCCAGGACAUCUACCAUGCCUGUUGAGGGUGGCCACAGCAGUCGCUACGCGCCAGGCAUCGCCAGAGCCCAAACUUUCAGCGGCGCCUACCCCGAGCUGGACCCCCGUGGCCGAGGCCGCACCAGGCACCAGGCUCAGAUCCCUGAGAGUGAUUCAGAGGAUGAGUACGAGCGCCAACGACGGGAGCGCAAGGCCCACCGCAGCAGCAAGAAGCACGGCCCCGAAGCGCGUGGCGAACAUGUGAUGCAAUACCGAGUUGAUGGUGGCCGCACAACGCUCCAGAACUCCUAUUCGCGCUCCGCUGAGCCCGCCGAUGCUUACGGAUACUACGCUGAGCACACUGGUGCCCGCGCCGGUGAGCGUCCUGCGAUGCCUGCUCGCGACACUACCUACUCUAGUGGCUACGGAGGCGUCCAAUACUCCAAGGUCAAGACUGCAAAUUAUGACAACGUGCAGUUCAGCCCGUACACUUCGUACCGCGAAGCAUAUGCUGCCUAG
This is a messenger RNA of Fusarium pseudograminearum CS3096, 1743 nucleotides long. RefSeq lists its product as uncharacterized. The transcript has a single exon. NCBI's taxonomy places the organism in Eukaryota, Fungi, Ascomycota, Sordariomycetes, Hypocreales, Nectriaceae. The record is from RefSeq and is a predicted model, not a curated record. Gene Ontology annotation, cellular component: cytoplasm; nucleus. Gene Ontology annotation, molecular function: heat shock protein binding. The coding region runs from base 1 to 1743 and encodes 580 amino acids.